AUGUCAACAACUUUCUCACAACCGUCAGAUAUGAACGAGAUCUGUUACCAUAUUGAAGGUUUUUUAAAUUGUUCUUACUUCCACAAUGCAACUCAACUUGCCGAGAAACUAAAGAAUAACCCUGACUUGCGGGAACCGCUGAAAGUAGUAGUUGGAUCACAACAGAGGGACGAAUGGGGAGAUCGAUUGGUACCAAACGCUUCAUCACACUCUACUUCCCCGUUUAUUUAUGAGGGCUGUAAAGAAAGUGAUUAUAAAUUAAUUGGUGGAUAUACAGCAUUCGUAAAGUUGGCCAGACAGCGUCAUGGACUGGACGUGCAACAUACAGAAAACGACGAAAAAGGUUGUGCUGGUGGAGUUUGCAAAUUGAAUGGAAAUUAG
This is a messenger RNA of Paraglomus brasilianum, 381 nucleotides long. NCBI's taxonomy places the organism in Eukaryota, Fungi, Glomeromycota, Glomeromycetes, Paraglomerales, Paraglomeraceae. The record is from the annotation of a GenBank genome assembly.